Molecule: messenger RNA, 1874 nt
Organism: Gasterosteus aculeatus aculeatus (three-spined stickleback)
Lineage: Eukaryota; Metazoa; Chordata; Actinopteri; Perciformes; Gasterosteidae
Gene: ankra2
Product: ankyrin repeat, family A (RFXANK-like), 2
Biological process (GO): regulation of gene expression
Cellular component (GO): nucleus
Molecular function (GO): protein binding
Source: RefSeq, a predicted model, not a curated record
AUGCACCCUCUCUUGGACGGUACUAAUUGCGCAUGCGUUAAUCUAUCAAAACACCGAAAGCAGACGGGUGACUGCAUGAGGAUAUUCCAAAAAAACAAUGCCUUAUCGAGUGUGCGGUGACUUUGAUUUAAUCCCAGUGUGACAGCUCGGGGACCGAUCAGAGAAUGGACGUCACCGUGUCGGCCUCCGGUGGGACGGCAGAGGACAUGGAAGGCAUCUGCGUGAUGCCCGACUUGAGCGUCAUCAAGACCGAGCAGUCGAUGGGCGCGAGCCCCGACGACACGGGCACCCAAAACGUGGCCAUGGGCAUCAAGUUCAUCCUGCCCAACCGCUUUGACAUGAACGUUUGCUCGAGAUUCGUCAAGUCGCUGAACGAGGAGGACAGCAAGAACAUCCAGGACCAGGUCAACUCCGAUCUGGAGGUGGCUUCCGUUUUAUUCAAAGCUGAGUGCAACAUCCAGACGUCCCCGUCCCCGGGGAUACAGGUGCGCCACGUGUACACGCCGUCCACCACCAAGCACUUCUCCCCCAUCAAGCAGUCCACCACCCUCACCAAUAAGCACCGCGGCAAUGAGGUUUCUUCAACGCCUCUUCUGGUGCAUUCUCUGUCCAUUCAUCAGCUCGCAGCACAGGGUGAAAUGGUGUUUCUGGCCAGCAGGAUCGAACAAGAAACCGUCAUCAACCACCAAGACGAGGAAGGCUUCACCCCCCUGAUGUGGGCGGCGGCGCACGGACAAAUCGCCGUCGUGGAGUUUCUCCUCCAAAAUGGCGCCGACCCCAACCUCCUGGCCCGAGGGAGGGAGAGCGCGCUGUCCUUGGCCUGCAGUAAGGGAUACACCGAUAUCGUGAAGAUGCUCAUCGACUGCGGCGUCGACGUGAAUGAAUACGACUGGAAUGGGGGAGCCCCCCUGCUGUACGCCGUCCACGGGAACCACGUGCGCUGUGUGGAAAUUUUGUUAGAGAGCGGCGCUGACCCCACCAUUGAGUCGGAUUCUGGAUUCAAUGCAAUGGACAUGGCUGUGGCCAUGGGUCACCGCAACGUUCAACAGGUGAUGGAGGCCCACCUGCUGAAGUUACUGAUGGGGAUCAGAGAAUGAACCGGGACACAAGCGGCGCGCCAGCAGGAGCGCUUUGUUUCUAUUCGGUGAUAUUUCAACCGCUUUGCGUCAUCAUCAACAUUGUAUUGAAAUCGUGACGCACUUGACGGUUUGUGAUAAAACCCGAACGUUUUCCCCUUUGCUUUAAUUAGCCAGUGGAUGUGGAGCCGCAAAUCUCAUCCACGUACAAAAAGUUCAGUUCUUACAGAGCAGUGCAUCCUGGGUAGAGCUACUACCCAGCAUGCACUGCUGACUGCAGUAUGCCGCAUAAUGUGGAGCGCAGUGAAGGAUUGAUCAAGCAUGAAGUUUUUGUUUUCAGUCUUUUAACAUACAUGUUACUUGCUAACUUAUUAACCAUAAAAACAUUUAGGGUAAAAAAUCUGUAAUAUGUUGAAUUGCCUCGUGUUCAUAAUGAGCUCGUUUCAGGUGGAUUGAAAGUAGGUUUUUCACAAAUCGAGCCAAUCAGUUGAUCUUUGUGCCGUACUGACGUUAUUUAUUGGAAAAAUGUAGUUGCCAUGUUGUAUUGUGACUAAAGUGUACUGAUGUGUUGUGAACAUAAAUGACCUCGACGAGGGUCUUCUGGUGCCGCUUGUCACUGUGAUGGGGUUAAUUACUACAAGUCAUAGGUGGAUGCAAAUUGUGAAAAGGUCAAACUGUUUAACAGAUUUUUUUUUAAACAGCAGUCAUGUGGAGAAAACACGUAUUUGAGCACCACGUGCUGAACAUUGAAGCAGGUCAAAAGUCUAUAUACAGUUAAAUAAAGAUUCUCGUCUUUAA